UUGUUCCCAACUAAAUGGAUGGAUUUCCUUCCAAUGUCAUCGGCGGAUGUUUCCCUGUUGUCCUGAGCGGAAGUUUCUAUGCAUUUUCCAUCAGACCAAAGUCCCUCCCACUUUUUCCAAGGAAGAUCUCUGUCGACCUACCGCGUAGCACCAUCCUCGUUUCCAUCCCAUCCACAUUCAGAUGGCUCGUCGCGAAUGCCUUCUCUUGCUCGUACUUUCAGCGACGCUCUUCAGUUUCGGUGCCUCUUGCUCCAAUGGAGAAUGCAGGCUUCUUGAUGAGUGCUCGAGCGAUAGCGACUGCGUGGCCGGUCUCUAUUGUUUCUCUUGCCCUCAAGGCUUUUCAGGUUCCAGAUGUGUAAGAUCAACCAUUACUGACCAGUUCAAGCUCUUGAACAAUUCUCUUCCUUUCAACAAAUAUGCAUUUUUGACGACCCACAAUGCGUAUGCUAUUGAUGGAGAGCCACCGCACACGCCUGUACCAAGAGUAACGGUUACAAAUCAAGAGGAUACUGUCACUCAACAGCUAAACAAUGGAGUUCGAGGGCUGAUGCUAGAUACAUAUGAUUUUGAAGGAGAUGUAUGGUUGUGCCAUUCUUUUAAAGGUCAAUGUUAUGACUUCACUGCUUUUGAACCGGCUAUAGACACUCUCAAGGAAAUAGAAGCUUUUCUAUCUGCUAACCCGGCGGAGAUAGUCACUUUGAUACUCGAGGACUACGUUCAGGCACCGAACGGGCAAGAUUGGCCACUAGUUAGUGACAUGGUGGCCAAUAACCAGCGGCUGCUCGUGUUUACCUCCAUCCUGUCAAAGGAACAGAGUGAAGGGAUUGCUUAUCAGUGGAAUUACAUGGUUGAAAAUCAAUAUGGCGAUGGUGGAAUGAAAGCAGGAAGCUGCCCAAACAGAGCUGAAUCGGCUUCUCUUGAUGACAGGAGCAAGUCCUUGGUUUUGGUGAAUUACUUCCGGUCUCCGCCCAUCAAGCUACUCAGUUGCGGGGACCAUUCGGGCAACCUCAUUAACAUGCUUCAUACUUGUUAUGGUGCGGCCGGCAACAGAUGGGCUAAUUUCGUUGCCAUUGAUUAUUAUAAGAGGAGCGACGGAGGAGGAUCAUUUCAAGCAGUAGACACCCUAAACGGGAAGCUGCUAUGUGGAUGUGAUGAUGUGCACGCGUGCGUGCCGGGUUCAACUUCUGGGGUGUGCUCUCCAUAGAAAACAAGAGUCUUCUGAAUAGAACAGAAGGAACCACAACAGCUGCUGUAACUAGGAAUAGGAAAUUGCUCACUGCAAUACAUGCCCAGCCUCCAGCAAAUAUGGGAAUCAAAUCAAUAGUUGCUGCAUUUUCUUUUUUGUUUUACGUAAAGAUACAGUGACUUGGCCAGAAUAGCGGAUACUUAACACGCAAUCGAUGUUCUUCAAUUUCUAGACACUCCAUCUUGGACUUUUUUGUUGGCCAACCGUGCCUAUUGCAACGCCUCUCUUACAGAAGCGAAAUUGAUAGACUGCGUCCAACUAAAAGAAUGAAUGGGAAGCAGGCCUGGUCUAUUUUUCUCUAGA
Eucalyptus grandis is the source of this 1549-nucleotide messenger RNA. Its product is annotated as PI-PLC X domain-containing protein At5g67130. The coding region runs from base 182 to 1204 and encodes 340 amino acids. The transcript has 8 exons. The record is from RefSeq and is a predicted model, not a curated record. Gene Ontology annotation, molecular function: phosphoric diester hydrolase activity. Gene Ontology annotation, biological process: lipid metabolic process. Lineage: Eukaryota; Viridiplantae; Streptophyta; Magnoliopsida; Myrtales; Myrtaceae.